AUGAGCGCGGUGUGUGCGCUGGACGCAGGCGGGCGGUUAUCGCUGCAGCAGAUCCUGCAGGCGUUCAAUUCCAACGUCAGCGAGGAACAUGCAUGGGCACUGUGCCAUCAGGCGGCGCGCUGCUUCCAGCGGUGUUUGUCCUCCGGCACCUCGCCACCGCCCGUCUGCUUUCUGCCAACGCGACCCUCGCAUCUGCUGCUACAUGCCGAUGGCUCCGUACACCCCGACACGCUGCUCGACCCCACAGGUAGGCAAAGAAUGCUCGAUGUCCUCUGGUUGAACGAUCUUUCACUUACGAACAUAGUAAUUAAGUAA
Pieris macdunnoughi is the source of this 315-nucleotide messenger RNA. Lineage: Eukaryota; Metazoa; Arthropoda; Insecta; Lepidoptera; Pieridae. The record is from the annotation of a GenBank genome assembly.